UUGGUUGGCUAAAUCCUGUCACGUGAUCCCUGCAAAUAUGGCGGCGCCCGGGUUCUAAGCCGUGAAACGUGCACCGAGACUAGUUCGAUUCUCUGUGCGGAGAGGCUUAACGGGCAGAGGCGUCCGCGAAUGUCCCAUGCGAGGAUCGUUCUUUGGCUAAGCCUCACUCUCCGCUCCGCUCGCAGCCUCUCAAGAGCCCAGUUUAUGGAGGGGCAGCGCCAAGGGCGGCCGAACCCAGGAGCUAUGGGGAAUGACGCCGGGUCCCAAGUAGAAGAGCGCCCACCUGCGGCCCAGGAGACGAUAGUCACCGAGGGGGCCGCCAAGAUUGUCUUCCCCUGUGCCAACGAAGUCUUCUACAAUCCAGUGCAGGAGUUCAAUCGGGACCUGACGUGUGCUGUGAUCACCGAGUUUGCUCGCAUUCAGCUUGGGGCCAAAGGAAUCCAGAUCAAGGUGCCAGGGGAGGAGGACAUCCGGAAGGUGGCUGCGGACUUGUCAGAGCAAGAGAAGGAAAAGUUUGAACCAAAAGAGGGUGAAAACCUGGUCCCAGGAGACCAACCUCGAACAGCAGCUGUGGGGGAGAUCUGUGAGGAAGGCCUGCUGGUGCUGGAGGGCCUGGCAGCUUCUGGCCUUCGUUCUAUUCGCUUCGCUAGAGAGGUGCCUGGGCUUCAAUCAGUGAUUGCCAAUGAUGCCUCGGCCCGGGCCGUGGAUCUCAUGCGCCAUAAUGUGCAGCUCAAUGAUGUGGCCCAUCUGGUCCAGCCCAGCCAGGCAGAUGCUCGGAUGCUGAUGUACCAGCACCAGAAAGUGUCUGAGCGUUUUGACGUCAUAGACCUGGACCCCUAUGGCAGCCCUGCUCCCUUCCUGGAUGCUGCUGUGCAGGCAGUGAGCGAAGGAGGGCUGCUCUGUGUCACCUGCACUGAUAUGGCUGUGCUGGGAGGGAACAGCGGGGAGACAUGCUACAGCAAGUAUGGGGCCAUGGCCCUCAAGAGCCGUGCGUGCCAUGAGAUGGCCCUGAGGAUUGUCCUGCACAGUCUGGACCUCCAUGCCAACUGCUACCAGCGCUUUGUGGUGCCACUGCUUAGCAUCAGUGCAGACUUCUACGUGCGUGUUUUUGUGCGAGUCUUCACGGGCCAGGCACAUGUCAAGGCCUCAGCCAGCAAGCAGGCUCUGGUGUUCCAGUGUGUGGGCUGCGGUGCCUUUCAUCUGCAGCGCCUUGGCAAAGUGGUCACAGCUUCCAGCGGGCGGGUCAAGUUCUCCGCAGCCUGCGGUCCCCCUGUGACUCCCGAGUGUGAACACUGCGGGCAGCGACACCAACUUGGUGGCCCCAUAUGGGCAGAGCCCAUCCAUGACCUUGACUUCGUAAGAAGAGUUCUACAGGCUGUGAGCACCAACCCCUGCCGCUUCAACACCUCAGAGCGGAUCCAAGGGGUCCUGAGUGUGGUCACUGAGGAGCUUCUGGAUGUGCCCCUCUACUAUACUCUGGACCAGCUGAGCAGUACCAUCCACUGUAAUACGCCCAGCCUCCUGCACCUAAGGUCGGCCCUCCUCCACGCUGGCUUCCGAGUCUCGCUUUCCCAUGCCUGUAGGAACGCGGUGAAGACCGACGCGCCGGCCGAGGCUCUCUGGGACAUCAUGCGAUGCUGGGAGAAGGAGUGCCCGGUGAAGCGAGAGCGGCUGUCAGAGACCAGCCCGGCGUUCCGCAUCCUCAGUGCAGAGCCCAGGCUGCAGGCCAACUUCACCGUCCGGGAAGAUGCCAACCCCAGCUCCCGCCAGCGAGGGCUCAAGCGCUUCCAGGUCAACCCAGAGGCCAACUGGGGGCCCCGGCCCCGGGCCCGGCCAGGGGCCAAGAACACAGGCGAAGCUGAGGAGAGACGAAGGCUCAGGCAGAAUAAGCGGAAGGAGCUAGCUGAGGACCUGGCUCAGCAGGCUGCUCGCCUCAAGAUGUUUCCUUGCAAAAGGUUCAGAGAGGGCACUUGUGACCGAGGAGACCAGUGCUGCUACUCACACGACCAGCCCACUCCCAGAGCCUCUGCUGCCCCCACAGAUGGCCCGGAGACCUCCAACCAGAGCCCACCAGGCUUGGGGCCACCACUGGGCCAUGUGUAGGCUGAGCUAAUAAAGAGAUGUUGCACUGCA
Messenger RNA from Heterocephalus glaber (naked mole-rat), 2133 nucleotides. Lineage: Eukaryota; Metazoa; Chordata; Mammalia; Rodentia; Bathyergidae. The record is from RefSeq and is a predicted model, not a curated record.